AUGCAGGCCAUUUGCUACAGUGAUGCCAGCUCCGACGAGGAGAGUGGCUACGAUUGCAAAUCAAGCGGUGGCCAUGACUUGUCAAACACGGAGGAAAAGGAAGGCUUGAUUGGAGGGGACGAGGACAACCACCACGAAGGACAGUGUGGCAAGGUUGCAGCCAGGGUGAUCUGGAAUUCUCGCUAUUGCGUGGUCAUUUGCUGGCCACUACUCGCACUGAUUAUGGCGCCGUUUGCGUACAAAUUGGUGAUCAACGCCCUUCCAUUGCCGAAGACCGCGCCGCAUGGCACUGCGUCUUUUGAGGCAGAGGAGCUCUUCGAGGUGAAGUUCCCGUACUUGGUGGGUAUGAAGAUGGAGAUGAUUGUUCUCAAGUGCACACCACACUGCCCAACUGCUGUGUCCCUGGAAAGUGAGGCGUACGUUGAGCAGCUACGGGACAUGGUGAUGAACUUCGGAAACGACUAUCCCGGGACUGUCAUUGACAUCCGUUCGUACUACACUUUCGGUGACAAGAUCGAUGAAAAUCCCAUGCUGGCCCACGACCAGCAAAGUAUUCUGUUCGUUUGGAGCUGGCGGGUGAAUGGCACCAUGAAGCUGAUUGCCCAGGACUUCGCAAAGCGAGUCAGCACGAAGAUCGAUUUCAUGAAUGCUGAGCAGGUCAGAGGUGUCCCAGGACAGGUCGCCUAUGACAUUGCUGUGACAGGACCGACGUUCUUGAACAUUGCCAUGAAGGAAACGGUACUGCACGAGGUUCCCAUACACGAGAUUGUGACGCUUCCGCUUCCGUUUGCUAUUCUAGCAUUGCGCCUCCAAAGUGCAAGGCUCCUUUUGCUUGCGCUGUGCUCCAUGCCCAUUUCCAUCCUGAUCUCCUUCGGUUUCAUGUACUUCGUCUCCCUGCACCUUCCCGUGAUCAUGUACGCUCUGAUUAUGAUGCUCAUGCUGUGCACGGCUCUAUCUUUCGAUUAUUCCCUUUUUACAAUGACACGAUUCGCGGAAGAGCGCAAGCAUGGGGCUACCAUGGAAGAAGCCAUUGAGAAAGUUAUCACGCAGAGUGGCCAUGUGGUCAUGGUAUCGGGCUUGGUCUUGACAAUCGCUUAUGGAGCAAUGCUGGUGCUUCCAGGCGCCUUCAAAAGCUUUUGCGUGGCUGCAUGUGCCAUGAUUCUGUGCAGCAUUGGAGUGCAGCUGACAUUUGUGCCCUGCGUCCUCGGCAUUUUUCCGUGGCUGGGCGCGGGCUUCGAGCCUACCGAAGAGGAUCGCCAGGCGGAGCUACUAGAAGAUAUUGAUGCCAUGGAAAAGGGCGAAAUGGACAUGGACGAGGAUGACGAGUUCGCAAGCCCUGCAAAACGCAAAGCGUAUGCCCGAGUGCAGCCUUUUCGCUCAGGGGUGUACUAUGAGAUCGGAGGCUUGCUGACAAGGUGCCCAAUGAACAUCUUGGUGCCGCUCUUGAUUUAUGCCGGUAUGACUCCGUUUACACUUCGCGUCACGCAGUACAAGAUGGGCCAUGCUUAUGAGCUUCAAGUCCCUCGUGGUCGCCCCGAGUGGGCGACUUCACUUCAGAUUCAGCGGGACUUCCCCCCGAGCGUGGGCUGCAUGAUGCCAACGUUGAUCAUCGCGACGAAUCGGGUGCAGGAUGAAUUGUCACCCAAAGACAGAUACGCGCUGGUGGGACCAGAAGAUCUGGACGCCACAGGCGCCGGCAACGAUUCUGAGCUGGUCGAAAUCACGACCGAGGCUCCACUGGAUGUGAGAGGACAGGCUUUCUUCGACGAAAACUGCAGAAUGGUGGACUCGCUCAUUGAGGCUUCUGAGAACCACUCCUUUGCUUUGGACUCGGAUGACUUUCAGUCUCCAACCUUCUACGGCUCCCAUGAGAACGGAAAAGUGAAGUGCUUGAACUACCAGCUCACACACUACUACCGUGCCAACUAUUUCACGCAGAAGUUCAUGUUCACGUCCAGGCUUAUGCAAAAGCUUUGGGAUCAACUGGUGAGCUCGGAGCGUGAUGCCAUGCUCACCUUGUUGACCCCCAAGAUGGAUCCCUUCAGCGCGGAAGCUUUCAACAUGACAAAGGAGAUCCGGCACAUGCUGCACAAUGCCAGCGAAACCGCAAGGAACCUUGGCUUCCCGGGUAUUACCUAUCGCAUGUUCUCGCCAACAGCAAUCAUGAUGGACAUGAUCGAAGUUACGCACGAUCGGCUCUUCGUGGCCUUCCUGGGCUGUGCUAUGGUUUGCUUUAUUCUCAUUGCUAUCUCGUUUCAUGCAUGGCUAAUCCCUUUCAAGCUGCUCUUCACUGUGAUUCUGCCGAUCACAUGGACCUACGGAGCAGCGCUGUAUGUCUACGAAGACGGCUACUUGGAAUUCAUAGGCCUCCCUGGCCUUUCUCCUACGUACAUUACGAACAGUGGGCCUGCAGGCUUGGACUGGACGGUCCCCAUGUUCACUCUUACAAUAAUGCUGGGCCUGGCCCUGGACUACGACGUCUUUCUGUUUGAGCGUGUCUGGGAGUUCCGCGCGCAGGGCUUUGGCGACAACGAAUCGGUUCAGCUGGCGCUCUCGGCGACUGGGCCAACGAUCACUUCGGCAGGGCUCAUUUUUGCCUUCACCUUCACAAGCAUGAUGUUGGGCAGCAUGGCGAUCACGAAUCAGAUGGGCUUCAUCUUCAUUUUCAGCAUCGUUGUGGACACCUUCGUGGUCCGCACAGUGCUGGUGCCAGCCAUGCUAUCUCUGAACCCUUGCCUGAAUUACUGGCCCUCUAAAAUGCCGGAGCCAAAGUACACUUGGCUGCACCACUGCAGUGCGUUGAAGCAGAGCAGCGUUGGAACAACUAGCUUGCUGGGCUUGCUGCCUGCCUCUGCCUCGUCUGCUGUGCUUCCAUAUGCGAUGCAGGGCCCGAAUGGGGAAGCAAUGUCUUUCUAUGGCUUCUUGGCACGACCGGUCCACGUGUCUGGGAUCGCAUAG
This is a messenger RNA of Symbiodinium sp. CCMP2592, 2958 nucleotides long. The record is from the annotation of a GenBank genome assembly. NCBI's taxonomy places the organism in Eukaryota, Dinophyceae, Suessiales, Symbiodiniaceae.